UUCCUCUGACAAGAAGAUGGAGGAGGAUCAUGAUGAGGUGCUUUAGCUACAGUUGCACCCAAUCCCAAGUCCAUGCAACUCUUUGACUUCGCUCUCAAGUCCAAGGCCCAUCUAAAGCAGCUUCAGUUCAAGCUGCAUCAUGGCCCAAAAAUGGAAGGCCGAAUUCAUUUCCACAGGGGUCGAGCCGAAGAUGGCAUCGCCCGUUGCUCUUCUAUCCCCUUGUCGUUUCAGCUUCUUCCCUACGCCUCGCCGUGUCGGAUUCGCCAUCGCUGCCCGGAGUCGACUCGGUUGGAGCUCCAUGAGUCAGGCUUCGUCGGAUUCCGCUGCCGCCGAGGACGUGAUUGUGCAGUACGUGGUGCUCAGGCGGGAUCUCAUCGACGCGUGGCCGCUGGGGAGCGUGGUGACCCAGGGCUGUCAUGCCUCCGUCGCCGCCAUCUGGUCUCACCGGGACGACCCCCUCACCCUCCAGUACUGCAGCCCCGAUAAUCUUGAUUCCAUGCACAAGGUAACUCUUGAGGUAAAGGGAGAACCCCAGAUGUUGAAUUUGGCAGAGAAGCUCAAAGCUGGUGACAUUGCGCAUAAGCUUUGGAUAGAACAACCUGAGAACAUUCCUACCUGCCUUGCCACAAAGCCUUAUCCCAAAUCCGUUAUAUCUUCAUACUUUAAGAAGUUGAAGCUUUGCAAGUGAGCAGGAGUGACAUUUUCUCAAGCCUGACAGAUUCUUUCUUGUUUCCCUUAAGCAAAUUUUUGGGGGAAUCAAAGGCAUUGCAUUAAAGGACAGCUGGGAAUCUUGUUACUUGUCCCUAUUAAGAUCAGUGUUUGAACUUUAGCUGGAUAUGUAGACAUUGAUCUGACAACUACGUGCGAAAGAUUUGUAACUUGUACAUCUUGUCUGCAUCAUGGUGAGAUGUUUAUAUCC
Syzygium oleosum is the source of this 919-nucleotide messenger RNA. RefSeq lists its product as uncharacterized. Bases 140 to 688 code for a protein of 182 amino acids. The transcript has 2 exons. Lineage: Eukaryota; Viridiplantae; Streptophyta; Magnoliopsida; Myrtales; Myrtaceae. Gene Ontology annotation, molecular function: peptidyl-tRNA hydrolase activity. The record is from RefSeq and is a predicted model, not a curated record.